Molecule: messenger RNA, 549 nt
Organism: Entrophospora sp. SA101
Lineage: Eukaryota; Fungi; Glomeromycota; Glomeromycetes; Entrophosporales; Entrophosporaceae
Source: the annotation of a GenBank genome assembly
AUGAUAACCAGUACAAUGAGACAAAGUCUCCUUUCUCCGAAAGAUCGAAUAUCUCGUGGGCUAGCAUCUAAUCGGGAAUUGGAACUGGAGCAGGUAAAUCAAGCUUUGAGAGAUGAGUUAUCAAAUGAAGUUUCAAUCAAUAGGUCCAAUGAGAAAUACAUAAAUGAGUUAGAGCGUAAAUGUAUCAGAUGUGAAAAUGAAAUCCAAUCUCUCAAUAAAGAAUUGGUACGGCUUGAGAAUGUUUCGGAGGGAGAAAAGGCAGAGUUGAGAUUGGAGAUAUCAUCCCUUAAAAGAAGCUUAUAUCAAGCUAAAAAGGAAAUCCGAGAUAAGGAUCAUAUUAUUCCUGUAACUAUGCACAAUGUCAAGAAUAAUCUUGAAGUAAAUUGCGCUACCGCAUCUCAGAAUGAUAAGUCUUCGGUAUCUGAUCAAAUUUCUCAAGAGGUCGAUAGUAAUGAGGGGGGUAAUGAACCAUUGGAGGAUGAAUGGCACGCUCCUGCAGGUUUUAGCCUAGAUUUUGAUGAUCCGUCAUUAAAAAAAACACGUGAUUAA